AUGCGAUCUGUUUCUGUUCUUGCGUCUGGCCUGGCCCUCGUGGCCUCUGCUUCGGCCGACAGCCUCAUCAGCAUCCCCGUCGGUCUCUGUGGCGCCGUCCUGGGUGAGGUUGCUUGCAAGCAGCAGACCGCGGCCCCCGGUGGCCUGAUCAACGUGCCGCUGAACACUUGCCUUGCUGCUCUGGGCGAGGCCAAGUGCAACCAGGUCAGCUCGUCGACCGGCAGCAGCGGCUCUCUGAUCAGUGUUCCCCUCAACAUCUGCCUCGCUGUGCUGGGAGAGGCGGAAUGCCAACAGAAGGCCACCGCUCCGGGCGGUCUCAUCGACAUCCCCAUCAACCUGUGUCUCGCCGUGUUGGGAGAGGCAGACUGCUACUCCCACAGUGGAAGCGGCUCUUCCACGGCCGAAGUCAGCACUCCAACUAUUCCGUCUGUCAGCGUCCCUGUGCCGGAGGAGACCAGCACCCCGUGUGAGACGGGCACUGUGCCUGCGCCUGCUUCUGCCACCACGGCGACUGUCGUGCCAACUCCUGGGGUUCCAACUCCUGAGGUGCCAACUCAGUCUCCUGCUCCUGCUCCCGUGUCUACGCCCGCUACUACCGUCCCUGUCGUGGCCAGCUCCUACCCUGCUGCUCCGUCGUCCGCUCCGGCUGUCCCUCCUGCUGUGUCUCCUAGCGGCAGCGUUGUGCCGACGUUCGUCACCUACCCCAGCAGCUACUACCCUAGCAGCACCCCUGCUGCCUCAUCUGGCUAUGCUGCCCCCAGCGGUGCGGCUGCUGCGACUGGCAGCUGGAGCAAGCCCUCUCCAAGCUCGACUCUGACGCCCUUCACUGGCGCGGCCGACAACGUCAAGCUGUCCGGCUUCACCAUGGCCCUGGGUGCUCUUGCGGCUGUGGUCAUGCAGCUGUAA
Molecule: messenger RNA, 906 nt
Organism: Rasamsonia emersonii CBS 393.64
Lineage: Eukaryota; Fungi; Ascomycota; Eurotiomycetes; Eurotiales; Trichocomaceae
Exons: 2
Coding region: 1-906 (301 amino acids)
Source: RefSeq, a predicted model, not a curated record